This is a messenger RNA of Penicillium samsonianum, 1971 nucleotides long. RefSeq lists its product as uncharacterized. Bases 1 to 1971 code for a protein of 656 amino acids. The record is from RefSeq and is a predicted model, not a curated record. The transcript is spliced from 3 exons. NCBI's taxonomy places the organism in Eukaryota, Fungi, Ascomycota, Eurotiomycetes, Eurotiales, Aspergillaceae.
AUGAUUCGAGGAGCUGGAGGCUUGUCCAUUGCCCCAAGCUUGCAAUUUCAAAGUGUAUGGGGGCGGGAUAGUGGAAGAUACCAAAAUGCCUAUGAAAUGAUAUGGGACUGUAGCGGAACUGGUUUGCUCAUUCCAACACUGCUGAGUGCUUUCUCCGAGCAACGAUUGUCUCCUUAUGAUGCUUUCUACCAAGAAGGGGAUGAUGGAGUUGACUCUCUUAUGGAUAUCAUUUCAGAAACCAUCAAAUUCAUGCUUGAGUGCGACAUGAAGCCAAAAAAAGAGGACCACUGGGGAUACGGUGCACUAUUGGAUAUUUGCACAACGGCUGUACUCGUCAAGGAAGAUCUUCCAUUGAUUUUGAACAUGAUUGAGUUGAGAGGGCCACUUCAGUUAUCUACCCGCAAUUAUCUAUCCUCGAGUGCUCCCCACCAUGUCAAUUUGAAACACAACCUUCGACUGAUUCUCUCUCAAGAUGAAGACUUGAUUCAAGCACCGAAGAUAAUCAAGGCAAUCAUUCAAGAGUCCGAGGAAGAGCUCAGGGAAGCUUUGGCAAGUGGACAUGCUUCGCCAAAUGAUACGAUAGGUACCCUUUCGCCGCUGGAAGUUGCAUUUGGGUGGCCAAAGGGCAUACAAAUUCUCCUACAGUCCGGGGAAAAUCCACAUUGUCACUUUCCCUUGCUUGCUAUGGCCGAGGGAGUGCAAAACCACGCUUCAGCCGCUCUUUUACUUGAAGCAGGAUGUGUUAUUCAAAUGGAUGACCUGGUCAAGAACGAGCAGUGUAACGAUGGUGGCCAAAGAUACUCACUACUGGUCUACGAGUUGGCAUCAAGACGAAGAAGAUUAUGUACGCUAGCACAAUCUUCAUUGCCACCCGAUCAAAUGCCACCUCUCGAUGGGCCUGCCACAAACAUAUGCAUAGCUCUAGCUGCCCACGGGAUAGAGGUCCCAAUCGAGUUGCGCUUUGCGACUGAUUCACAGGGAUCCACAGCACACUACCAGACCUGGUUAGCCAGGAUGUCUAGGGAUUUCAUCAAGAUCAUGGAUAGCAUAUACGAAAUUGGAUUCCAUGACGUUGAUUUGCCAAAUCAGUAUGGUAUAACUCCCUUAAUGGCAUUCUCUCCUUCCACGGCAGCCGCCGCUCCUAUGCUUAUCAAGUGUGUAGCCUGGUUGAUGUCGAAAGGAGCCAAUGUUGAACGGAGAAUGCCGGCAUCAAAUGCGAAAGUUGCUCAUUUCCUCACAAGCCAAGUUAUUAAUAUUCAUUUCAUGGAGAUUGGGGGUGAAUUGGAUAGCUUCGACAGAGACUAUCGCAAUUGGACAAGAGGAAUCACCGAAUUGGCAGAUGCAUGCUUUUUUGUAUCCCCUGCACAAGACUGUUGUAUUUGCGCCUGUUCUUCUGGCGGAUGUACCACACUCUCGGUGGCACUCCGAUUCAUCGUUUUGGAAACAUCCAAAUGGCGAUCGGAAAUCCAGCAUGACCACCUCCGAAAGUUGAUUCUCUCUCUGAGUGUAUGGCAGGACUCCUGGCCAGAUCUUUCUCGAGCGAUAGUCAGAAUCUUGACGUUCGAUGCGUUAGGUCUAACGCAUACGUGCUGCGCGGAAAUAGAUCAAUUUGAGGUUGUGUGGGUGCCUUAUCUGGCCCAAGGAGGGAGAGAUGAGACAGAAAUUGGCAGGAUCUUGGAUGACCAGUAUUUGCUGCUCAAAGACUUCGAAGAACUGAUGAAAGAGAUGGAAAGCAAACUUGAUGAGCUUGACCUUCCGCUCGAAGAGUUCCUCGAUGGCUAUUGGUAUGACCGUGUAAUCGAGUAUCUUUCGAGGCGUGACCACUACGAUGAGGAGCAUGUCAUGGAAACAAGAAGGAUGGGAAUCUUCCUCGAAGCAGAGGAGCUCUGUAUACCUGACAGAGUCUCGUUACAAUUUCGCUCUCGAGUUCAAGACCUGCAGGAUGAUUUAUUGCUGGAUGAACCAAAAUGA